Messenger RNA from Cladocopium goreaui, 1165 nucleotides. NCBI's taxonomy places the organism in Eukaryota, Dinophyceae, Suessiales, Symbiodiniaceae. The record is from the annotation of a GenBank genome assembly.
CCAUUGCUCUCCGCAACAGCCCUUUCCUGUAUGAGACUCUACCAGGGAGGCCAAUGUCCUUCCCGCAGGUUCAGGUGGUGACAGCAGAUGGUGAAAGCAGAUGGUUACCCCUGUGAGGAGGUUGGAGGCGUCCUCCCCAAAGGGAGCAGCGUGGUCAACGAGUCUCGCGAUUCCGACAGCGGUGAGGACAGUGCUGAGGAAGCUCAAAAAGACCACGUGGUGCCUGACCGCUUCGAUCGAGACAUGUGCUUGCUCCAUCAACAGCUGAAGCAGAAACCGGCUCCAAAGCAUUUAGCAAAGGCGUUGGACCCUGAAAGCACCAGCGCAGCGGCACAGGAUCCUGACAGCGGUGAGGACAGCGCUGAAGAACCGCAAAAAGACCAAGUGGUGCCAGACCGCUUUGACCGAGAUAUGGAUUUGCUCCAUCAACGGCUGAAGCAGAAACCGGCUCGAAAGCAUUUAGCAAAGGCGUUAGACCCUGAAAGCACCAGCGCAGCGGCACAGGCAAGGGAUGCAGGUGCGCAAUCAGUGCAAGAAGCCGAAGACGAGGCUUUGGCCAUUCGACUGCAAGAGGAUCUUCUCAAAGAGACAGAGGAUGAUGCAGCAAUUGCGAAACACCUACAAGCGGAAGAAGCUCGGCAAGAGGUGAAUCGUGCAGUUGUCGUGAGUGGAACAAGGCCGCAAAGUCGGCCUGAUUUGCUGGCCGCGGCUUCAGCAGUGGCGGCUGCAAGGGAGGAAGAGAGGCUUGCAGAAGCGGAGGCAGAAGAUGAGGAGGAAAGCUGGGCAGAAGAAGAAAUUGAGCAUUCUUCCAGCAAGAACUGCAUGCAAAUCAAGGUGAGAGUCCCCGAAGGUUGCACUGCUGGUGACACUUUGGAGGUGGUAUCCCCAACUGGUGACCUCGUCCAUGUUGUGAUCCCUGCUGGCCACGGACCUGGCUCACUUCUGAUGGUGCAAGUUCAGAAUCGAACGCAAGGCGGGCCGCAGAAUAUGCUGUAUUCCUCGUUGACUGAAAAGCAUUCGCUGGAGGACUGGGAAAUGAUGCUGCAGAAGCUAGCGUCCGGCUACUCUGUCAUCAAGGUGGCCCGAAAUGGCAAGCUGUACCAGAGAAACUUUUGGCUCGCUGGGGGCAGUUUGCGAACCAAUGGGCGCUUCUCCUCUGGGAUCG